Molecule: messenger RNA, 6441 nt
Organism: Sardina pilchardus (European sardine)
Lineage: Eukaryota; Metazoa; Chordata; Actinopteri; Clupeiformes; Clupeidae
Product: adhesion G protein-coupled receptor L3-like
Exons: 18
Coding region: 1-4413 (1470 amino acids)
Biological process (GO): adenylate cyclase-activating G protein-coupled receptor signaling pathway; cell surface receptor signaling pathway
Cellular component (GO): plasma membrane
Molecular function (GO): G protein-coupled receptor activity
Source: RefSeq, a predicted model, not a curated record
AUGUUAAUUAUUGAGAGGCUCGGGCGUGCACCCGGCGCCAGGCUGAGGGUUUUCUUGUGUCCUGGACUGCUGAGGGGCGUGUACCAGAGCGAGCACCUCUUCGAGUCGGACCACCAGUCCGGUGCCUGGUGCAAGGACCCGCUGCAGGCCUCCGACAAGAUCUACUACAUGCCCUGGACGCCGUACCGCACCGACACGCUGACCGAGUACUCGUCCAAGGAGGACUUCAUCGCCGGGCGGCCCACCACCACCUACAAGCUGCCGCACCGCGUGGACGGCACGGGCUUCGUCGUGUACGACGGCGCGCUCUUCUUCAACAAGGAGCGCACGCGCAACAUCGUCAAGUUCGACCUGCGCACGCGCAUCAAGAGCGGCGAGGCCAUCAUCGCCAGCGCCAACUACCACGACACCUCGCCGUACCGCUGGGGCGGCAAGUCCGACAUCGACCUGGCGGUGGACGAGAACGGCCUGUGGGUGGUCUACGCCACCGAGCAGAACAACGGGCGCAUCGUCAUCAGCCAGCUGAACCCGUACACGCUGCGCGUGGAGGGCACGUGGGAGACGGCCUACGACAAGCGCUCGGCCUCCAACGCCUUCAUGAUCUGCGGCGUGCUCUACGUCGUCAAGUCGGUGUACGAGGACGACGACAGCGAGGCCACGGGCAACAAGAUCGACUACAUCUACAACACGGAGCUGAGCAAGGACAGCUACCUGGACAUCUCCUUCCCCAACUCCUACCAGUACAUCGCCGCCGUGGAUUACAACCCGCGCGACAACCUGCUCUACGUCUGGAACAACUACCACGUGGUCAAGUACUCGCUGGACUUUGGCGCCCUGGACAACCGACUAGAAUCGUCCUCCUCCGUGCACCUGUACAUGGACACUACCACGUCGGGCAGGACCACCACCCGAGCCCCCUACACCUCCACCACCGCCACCACCACCACCACGUCGGGCCCCAGCACCAGCACCACCACCUCCACGCUCCGAGCGGCCCCCACGAUCAGCACCACGCCGCGGGCCGCCACCCUGACCGUGGCCCCCGGGGGUUCCAGGAGCAGCUCUACCCCGGCGCCGCCAGCAGAGGGCAGCGCGCCGGACACGGCCACUCGCUCGGCGCCCUCGUCGCAGCUGCCCAACGUCGCCGUGGAGUUCUGCGGCCCCGCGGUCGAGGGCGACGUCGCCUGGCCCAAGACCAAGCAGGGGCAGGUCGCCCGGCAACCGUGCCCGCCGGGGACCAUGGGGACGGCCACGUUCAGCUGCAUGGGGCCCGAGGGCUACUGGGACGCCCAGGGACCGGACCUGAGCAACUGCUCCUCCCCCUGGGUCAACCAAAUCAGCCAGAAGCUAAAAGCUGGAGAGACUGCAGCCAUCAUUGCCCGUGAGCUGUCGGAGCAGACCAAAGGCCACAUGCACCCGGGGGACAUCAGCUACACCGUCAGGGCCAUGGGUCAGCUGGUGGAGCUGUUGGACGUGCAGCUGAGGAACCUCACCCCCGGGGGCAAAGAUAGCGCAGCCCGCAGCCUCAACAAGCUGCAGAAGCGAGAGCGAGCGUGCCGCUUUUUCGUCCAGGCCAUGGUGGAGACGGUGAACAACCUACUGCAGCCCCAGGCCCAGUCGGUGUGGAAGGAGCUGUCCACCGGGGAACAGCUGAGGGCGGCCACCAUGCUGCUGGACACUGUGGAGCAGGGUGCCUUCGUUCUGGCCGACAACCUGCUCAAGACCGACAUCGUCCAGGAGAACACGGAGAACAUUCAGCUGGAGGUGGUGCGGAUGAGCACGGACGGCAACCUGCCGGACCUCAAGUUUCCGCAGAGCGGCGGUCAGGGCAACUCCAUCCACCUGUCCGCCAACACCCUGAAGCAGCACGGACGCAACGGUGAGAUUCGGAUGGCGUUCGUCCUGUACAAACACCUGGGCUCUUACCUGUCCACGGAGAACGCCAGCAUGAAGCUGAGCAACGAGGCGCUGGCCACCAACUACUCGGUCGUCGUCAACUCGCCCGUCAUCACGGCCUCCAUCAGCAAGGACAGCACCAAGGUCUACCUGUCCGACCCCGUCAUCUUCACCGUCAAACACCUGCUGCAGUAUCAGGACAGCUUCAACCCCAACUGCUCGUUCUGGAGCUACUCCAAGCGGGCGAUGACGGGCGCGUGGUCCACACAGGACUGCCGGCUACUGGGCACCAACCGCACCCACACCACCUGCUCCUGCACCCACCUCACCAACUUCGCCGUGCUCAUGGCGCACGUGGAGGUCAAGAACCUGGACCCGACGCAUGACCUGCUGCUGGACGUGAUCACGUGGGUGGGCAUCCUGCUGUCGCUGGUCUGCCUGCUCAUCUGCAUCUUCACCUUCUGCUUCUUCCGCGGCCUGCAGAGCGACCGCAACACCAUCCACAAGAACCUGUGCAUCAGCCUCUUCAUCGCCGAGUCCCUCUUCCUCGUGGGCAUCAACCGCGCCGACCAGCCCAUUGCGUGCGCGGUGUUUGCGGCGCUGCUGCACUUCUUCUUCCUGGCGGCGUUCACCUGGAUGUUCCUGGAGGGGGUGCAGCUGUACGUGAUGCUGGUGGAGGUGUUCGAGAGCGAGCACUCGCGCCGCCGCUACUACUACAUGGUGGGCUACGGCGUGCCCGCCCUCAUCGUGGCCAUCUCCGCCGCCGUCGACUACCGCAGCUACGGCACCGACCGAGUGUGUUGGCUGCGUUUAGAUACCUACUUCAUCUGGAGCUUCAUAGGUCCUGCCACCCUGAUCAUCAUGCUGAAUGUGAUCUUCCUCGGCAUAGCGCUCUACAAAAUGUUCCAUCACACAGCCAUCCUCAAGCCAGAUUCCGGCUGCCUGGACAACAUUAAAUCCUGGGUGAUCGGCGCUAUUGCCCUGCUGUGCCUACUGGGUCUGACCUGGGCCUUUGGCCUGAUGUACGUGAACGAGAGCACCGUGAUCAUGGCCUACCUCUUCACCAUCUUCAACUCCCUCCAGGGCAUGUUCAUCUUCAUCUUCCACUGCGUGCUGCAGAAGAAGGUGCGUAAGGAGUAUGGGAAGUGCCUGCGUACGCACUGCUGCAGUGGGAAGAGUGUGGACACCUCCAUGGGCUCUGGCAAGAGCACCGCCUCGCGGGUCCCAGGACGCUACGGCCCCUCACACGGCUCACAGAGUCGGAUCCGCCGCAUGUGGAACGACACAGUCAGGAAGCAGUCCGAGUCCUCUUUCAUCACGGGCGACAUCAACAGCUCCGCUUCGCUCAACCGAGAGGGUCUCCUGAACAAUGCCCGGGAUACAAGUGUUAUGGAUACUCUACCGCUGAAUGGUAACCACGGCAACAGCUACAGCCUGGCCAGCGCCGAGUACAUGAGCGACUGCGUGCAGAUCAUCGACCGCGGCGGCUACGGCGGCGUUGGCGUUGGCGUUGGAGGCGGCGGCGGCCACAAGGAGACCACCCUGGAGAAGAAGAUCCUGAAGGAGCUCACGUCCAACUACAUCCCCACCUACCUGAACAACCACAACCACGCGCACACCACCACCACCACCCACGCCCACGACCGCUCCAGCUCGGGCUCCGAGCACGGGCGCAACCUCGUGAACAAGCUGGUCAACAACGUCAGCAACGGGGGCAAGGACACGCUGGGGCUGGGGCUGGGGCUGGGGCUGGGGCUGGGCAGCCUCGGGAGCCUGGGGCUCGGCGGCGGCGGCGGAGUCGGCGGCGGCGGCUUGGACCUGGGCGACUCGUCCUCGGCGUACAAUCACCACGACGACGACAGCGGCGGCGGCGGAACCCUCGGCGGCGGUCUGGAGCUGAUCCGGGAGGAGUCGCACGCGCCCUUGCUGCCCCCCCGCGUCACGCCCGCGGACAACCACCACAACUUGCACCACCUCCACAGCCUUCAGCAGCAGCAGCAGCACCACCAGCACCACCACCACCACCUGCACCACCCGCACCCCUUCUCGUCGUCCUCCGGCUCGUGCGCCGGCCGCCGGCUGCCCCAGGAGACCAGCGAGAGCUUCUUCCCGCUGCUGGGCGGCGGCGAGCAGAGCACCCAGGGCGGCGACGACGACGACACGCCCUCGCCGCAGCGGGACUCGCUGUACACCAGCAUGCCCGAGCUCGCCGACGGGGACACCACCACCGCGGCGGUCAGCAAGGAGUCGCUCGGGGGGGACCCGCACGGGAAGGGCGGCGGUGGCGGUAGCGGUGGCGGUAGCGGCGGUGGUGGUAGCGGAGGGGACCCGAUCGACGACGUCUACUACAAGAGCAUGCCCAACCUCGGCUCCCGGAACCACCUGCACCAGCUCAGCUCCUACUACCAGCUCGGACGGGGAAGCAGCGACGGAUUCAUCGUGUCGCCCAAUAAGGAAGACGCCUCCCCCGAGGACCCGCCCCCCCCUGAGGCAUCCCAUCUGGUCACCAGCCUAUAGGAGGCGAUCACCUGACAGAAAAAAAAAAAAAAAAAAACGCCACACACACCUAUCCAACGACACCUUGGCCCCCCUUCAGUGCCCCCGUACCUGGUCACUUACAUUGGCUCCAUCUUCUUCUUCAUGGUCAGUCGUCGGCUGUUGUAGAUGAUCUCUUUGGUUUGUUACUUACUUUUUUUUCCCCCCUCCCGAUUUUUGUGUAUUUUUCAGGAGCAACAGCUACAAUGACAAAAACAUAUACACAAACACACACAAACAAGCGAAAAAAACAUGGACGCCAAAUGAUUGAAAGGUUGUGGCGAAUCUUUGUUCUGAUGGCGAAAAAAGGACUCAACAAUGUGCAUUUUAGGAGGCAAAAAGAGGAGGCAAAACGUUUGAUUGGACUAACUUGUCUCCUCUUUGCUCUUGAGAACUGAACCUGACCAGGUCGGAAUUUCAAACUGCAUCUUGUAACUAAACGUUCCAAAGGAAUUGCAAACCAUCUGAAAACAAUUGCGCAACUUGCUGAGUGUGUAGAAUAAACAACAACGACAACAAUCAAAUCAAACAAACAAACGUACGUGACAAAAAAAAACUAUUUUAUUAUACUUCUGUAUCCAUAUUUGCUUUUUAAAAAAACCUGUCUUUUCUUCCUAUCUGGUGAAACACAGCACAUUUUGCUGCAGUGUCAAGCAAAAUCAAGCAAAAAUGACAAACAAAAAAAAUCACAAAAACUUUGAACAGUUUCGCAAUGGACAUCUUUAUCAAUAUAUGCCGUAGAGCAUAUUUUUUUUUUGUUUUUUUCCUUUUUUUUGCUGUAUUAAUAACAAUUAUUAAAAGAGGGAAAAAAAAACUAAUACCAGAGAAUUAUAAGAUAUUUCUAUGUAAAUGUACAGAAAUUAGCAUUGCACAUAGUAUGCUUUUUUGUUCUACCAGAAAUCUUUGUCCCUGUAAAUGUUGUGAAAAGAUGCUAAUUUUUGUCCCUUUCUGUUGUGAUGGUCUUGCAGGUUUUAUUAAAGCGUUUGGAGCGCUGUACCUUUAUUUUCCUUUUUUUAUCCACCUUCCUUUCGAUUCUGCCUUUCACAGUUCACUAGCAAAGACUUAAGCAACAGAAAUGGAAAAACCAUGGAAACAAACUCAUAGCUUAUUUAGCAAUUAUCAUUUUCAGUAUUAUAAUCACUGAUGUUUUGUUUCAAUCAUUUUUCAUACUGUUUUACCGUUGUUUUUUUUUUGUUUUUUUUUAAUUAUCAUUUAUGAUUUUAUUUUUUAUUUUCCUGUGUGUAGAUAAAAACGUGUUGAAUGAGAAAGGGAUGUGGUUUUAGCUAACUGUUCAAAUGAUCAAAUGCUUUUUUGCCUAAAUCUAUGAGAUCUUAUAGGCUUCAAAGUUUGAAGAUUAAACGGAAAUUUGAGGUGAGAGGAGAGAUCUGUGAUUUAAUGCUGAGUCCUCCAAUUGAAUACAUAGAGGGCAACGUGUCAUGUCUUUAACCCCCCCUCUGGCAUGAGCUGAGUAGUUGGACAUGCCUCACUUUCUCUCCCCAGUAGAGAAAAAAUAUUUAUUUAUUUGUUAAGAAAAUAAACAAAAAAAAUCAAAAAGUUGAAUUGCAAUAUGUCUAAUGUUCAGGAAGAUGCAGAACAGCUGUGGCGUGUUUUUUUUUUUUUUUUUUUUUUUUUUAUCUUUUCAUUUUAUUUAUUCAUUUCUGUUCUCCUGUUGGUUUUCAAGUUGAUUGACCUCAUAACUAAUAUUUGUUGUAACGGUGAAACUUGUUUGCCAACAAAUAAAUUACCGAUUAAGAUUUACCACGUAGCCAUUGCUAAGGGCUUCUGUUGUCUGUGUAACUUGUUACCAGUUGAGCAUCAAGUGCGUUAGUCCAUUACCUUAAGCUUGCAAUCAGGCUUUGUAUUGUGGUCGGGGUGGGGAUAGCCAGCUCGAGAUCAAUGGUUAGAUGCAAAUGAAUAUACACUCUGUAGAUGAUGCUGAUGUCUUCACAGAUGUUUGUGGCAACAUUUCAAUUGAUACGGAUAAAGAGCUAAUAAACGGUCUAUGAGGUU